Messenger RNA from Caenorhabditis briggsae, 1575 nucleotides. RefSeq names its product Protein CBR-KEL-10 (gene Cbr-kel-10). Gene Ontology annotation, molecular function: protein binding. The coding region runs from base 1 to 1575 and encodes 524 amino acids. The transcript has 11 exons. Lineage: Eukaryota; Metazoa; Nematoda; Chromadorea; Rhabditida; Rhabditidae. The record is from RefSeq and is a predicted model, not a curated record.
AUGGAUCUCAGUGACGUCUCUGGUAUCCAGUUGGCCACCAGUCCACCACCGAGAACCGCCAUCGAUUACAACUCUUCGUUCGAAGAGUCGCCGGCGAAACGUGUUUUCGUCGAGCGAACUCUUUUAUCACACUACUCCACCUACUUUCGUGUCCUUUUCUCUAACGAAUUCCGUGAUUCACAAGCAUCGUCCCAUCGAAUUCGUCUAAUCACAGCAUCUGAUUUCCAUCUUCUCAUCACAAUUCCACGAGCCUUCGAACAAGGAAUCAAACCAAACAUCAAUUUACAAAAAGCAGUUGAGCUUUUGGAACCAGCAGCCUACCUUCAAAUCAAUAUUGCUCUCGAGCAUAUCAGUGAUAUCAUCUGCGCAAAUUUGUCCCACGAGAAUAUCAUCAAAAUAUUUCGUCUGGCUUUGCUCUAUCAUACACCAUUGGCUCUUCGAGUCUGGAGAGCAAUGAUUCGCCAGUUUCAGACAAUGUUCGCCACGAAUGCAUAUUUGACACUAAAAGAAAAUGAAUUGAUUGGACUUCUCACUGAUAAACAUUUGAAUUUGAAGAGUGAGGAUGAGCGGACAGUAGUUGUCAACUGGAUCAAACAUAAUUCUCCUCUUCAAUCCGAUCGAAUCGUGCAGUUUGCUCAGCGAAACUUCGCCCGACGACCACAGCCAGAUUCCACAAAAUAUGAGGUCAUUCGGAAUCGACAGCCAAUUGGAGCUGUUGUUUCAUUUGGUGGCUGGGCGAGUCGUGGAGUUGCUCAAAAGAUUGAAGUGUUCAAUAAAAGAUGUGAGCGUUGGCAGACUUGCAAUUUCAAUUACGAUGUACCAAAUAUCCGGCGAGCCUACAAUGGAAUAGAAUUGGUCGACGACAAACUUGUGGUAUUUGGUGGAUUCAACGGAAUUCAGCAUUUUCAAACAACAACAGUUUUUGAUCUAGAGACGAAAAAAUGGAAAAGUGGAGCAAAUAUGCAUGAUAAGAGAAUGAAUGGGGUUUCUCGACUGAAAACUGCUGAAGUAUACGAUCCCCUAUCAGAUCGAUGGACUGAAAUUGCCAAUAUGACUCACAUGAGAUCGGAUGGAGCAGUGGUAUCCAUAGAUAACAAAGUGAUAGCAAUUGGAGGAUUCGAUGGACGAAAUAUUCAUUUGGGUGGUGAAUGCUAUGAUUCAAUUGUCGACAAAUGGUAUCCACUGGCAUCAAAUAUGAGGACCCGUCGAACGGGAUGUACUGCUGUUCCAAUCAUGGAUCAUGUUUGUAUGGUACUUGGAGGAUUCAAUGGAGUCAAACGUCUUGACACUGCUGAAUUAUAUGAUAUGAGAGAGGGAUUGUGGCAUUCAGUAUCUGUAAUGCACACGGCCAGAUCAAACUUUUCGGCUUGUCCGAUGGAUUUUUCGGUUUAUGUGGCUGGUGGAUUCGAUGGACAAUCAACGACAAAAGAUUCGGAGAGACUUGAUUUGAGGGCAAGGAAGUGGCAGGCGCUCCCCGACUUGGCCGAAGCAAAAUCAGCACUUCGUAUGAUUUCCCUAACCGAUCAUCCAUUCCUUGAUGAACUAUUCCACAUUUCGGAUGACGAUGACUCGUGA